Stegastes partitus (bicolor damselfish) is the source of this 2829-nucleotide messenger RNA. It is a transcript of the gene pde11al, whose product is annotated as phosphodiesterase 11a, like. Bases 1 to 2829 code for a protein of 942 amino acids. The transcript is spliced from 20 exons. The record is from RefSeq and is a predicted model, not a curated record. Gene Ontology annotation, biological process: signal transduction. Lineage: Eukaryota; Metazoa; Chordata; Actinopteri; Pomacentridae. Gene Ontology annotation, molecular function: 3',5'-cyclic-nucleotide phosphodiesterase activity; protein binding.
AUGACUGCGUUUGACUUCUCGGAUAUAGAGGCGUUUCUGGACUGCCACCCGGACCUGUUCGAGGAGUAUCUGGUUCGGAAAGCGAAAUGUGAUCAGGUGAGCAGGUGGCUGAAGGAGCAUCAGCCGUCGAAAGUGUCCACAGUCGAGGAGAAGCGCGGCGCCGCCACGGACCCGCUCUGGCCGACCAACGCCGACGGGCUCCGGCGCAGAUCGUCCCACAUGGAGCUGCGACGGAACUUCGCCCGGUCCAAAGCCACCACCGCGCACCGCACCUACGACGAGCAUGUGAGCCUGAGCGAACACGAGUCCCAGUCCAGCAUGAGGCGCCGUGCGCUCCUGCGUAAAGCCAGCUCUCUGCCUCCGACCACGGCGCACAUCCUGAGCGCCCUGCUGGAGUCCCGGGUCAACGUGCCCCAGUACGCGUCCAGCGCCAUUGACUACAAAUACAGACUCAAAGAAACAAACGAGAGGGAGUUUUUCUUGGAGUUAGUGAAGGACAUCUCCAAUGAUUUGGACCUGACAAAUCUGAGUUACAAGAUCUUGAUAAACGUGUGUAUCCUGGUGGAUGCGGACAGGUGCUCACUUUUCCUCGUUGAGGGACCCGCUCACAAGAGGACUCUGGUGUCCAAGUUCUUUGAUGUGCACUCAGGCACCACAGUCAGACCAUCAUCCAGCACCCUGAACUCCAAUGAAGUGCAGGUGCCAUGGGGAAAAGGUAUAAUUGGCUAUGUGGCAGAGCAUGGAGAGACUGUAAACAUCUCAAACGCAUAUGAGGAUCACCGCUUCAGUGAUGAGAUUGACAAGUUAACCGGUUACAAGACUCAGUCCAUCCUCUGCAUGGCCAUUUGCAACAGUGAUGGAGAAGUUAUUGGUGUUGUACAAGCCAUUAACAAAAAUCCAAUGGGCACCCCCUUUACUGAGGAUGAUGAGAAGGUGCUGCAGAUGUAUUUGCCAUUCUGUGGAAUAUCGAUUUCUAACGCCAAGCUGUUUUCGGAAUCUCGCAAGGAGUAUGAAAGAAGUCGGGCUUUGCUCGAGGUGGUCAAUGACCUGUUUGAGGAGCAAACCGACCUGGAGAAGAUUGUCAGGAAGAUCAUGCAGCGAGCGCUGACCUUAUUACAGUGCGAACGCUGCUCUGUGCUUCUUCUGGAGGACAUCGACUCACCUGUUGUGAAGUUCUCCAAGACGUUUGAACUCAUGUCUCCUUUGUGCAACAUGGACCGAGAUAUCAGCAUGGAGAAGUUAUCCUGUUCCGACUGGCUGAUCAAUAACAGCAUUGCUGAGCUGGUGGCUUCCACAGGACUGCCCGUUAACAUCAGCGAUGUGUGUCAGGACCCACGCUUUGAUGCCGAGGCAGAUCAGGCCUCAGGCUUCCACAUCAGAUCAGUGUUAUGUGUCCCAAUCUGGAAUCGCACCCAUCAGAUAAUCGGGGUUGCACAGAUUCUGAAUCGACUGGACAGGAAGACUUUCAAUGAUGCAGAUCAGAGACUGUUUGAGGCAUUUGUGAUAUUCUGUGGGCUUGGAAUCAACAACACUAUGAUGUACAACCAAGUUAAGAAGACGUGGGCCAAACAGUCUGUAGCACUGGAUAUGUUGUCCUACCAUGCUACCUGCUCCAAGGUGGAAGUUGACAGACUUAAGGCCGCCAAGAUCCCCCUGAGCAGUGAGUUAGGCAUCGACGAGUUUCACUUCAACGACUUCUCUUUGGACAAUGACGCCAUGAUCACCGCGUCGCUCAGGAUGUUUCUGGAACUUGGUGUCGUCCAAAAGUUUAAAAUUGACUAUGAGGUUUUGUGCCGCUGGCUUCUGACUGUGAGGAAGAACUAUCGAACCGUGGCAUAUCAUAACUGGAGACAUGCUUUCAAUGUGUCGCAGUGCAUGUUCGUUAUGAUCACAACCGCCAGCUUCCAGGAUGUCCUGUCAGAUGCAGAGACCCUGGCUCUGAUGGUUGGCUGUUUGUGCCAUGACUUGGACCAUCGAGGCACCAACAACGCAUUUCAAGCCAAGACAGGCUCCGCUCUGGCUCUGCUUUAUGGAACAUCGGCCACCCUGGAGCAUCAUCACUUCAACCAUGCAGUCAUGAUCCUGCAAAGUGAGGGUCACAAUAUCUUUGCAAACCUCUGCUCUAAGGAAUAUAGCAACAUGAUGCAACUAUUGAAGCAGGCUAUUCUCUCCACAGACCUUACUUUGCACUUUGAGCGCCGAACCAAGUUCUUUGAGUGUGUUCUGUCUGGAGAAUUCAGCUGGACGGAUGAAGGACACAGAGAAGUUCUCAGGUCUAUGCUGAUGACAGCGUGUGAUCUCGGUGCGGUCACUCGUCCUUGGAAGAUAUCUAAACAGGUGGCAGAGCUGGUGACCAGUGAGUUCUUUGAACAAGGCGACAGAGAGAGGUCUGAGCUUAAGUUAACCCCAGCAGCCAUCUUUGACCGCAAUCGCAAAGAUGAACUACCUGCCUUACAGUUAGAAUGGAUCGAUGGGAUCUGUAAACCUCUUUACCAGACGCUGCUGAAGCUCAAUAGGAAAUUACAGCCGAUGCUGGACGGGAUAGACGCCAAUCGACAGAAGUGGCAGGACCUCUGCUUGUCCUAUCAGCAGACGCGCAGAGCCUCAGUGUCCAAUCUGAGUAAUGAACCAGGUCAGAAUACCGAGCCCAGUGAAGAUACAGAAACCAGUGAAUGCCCCAAGACUACAGCGACAGUGAAACUAGAUGAAAACAAAAAGUUUGGGUUAAAGUCUAAAUGCAGCCAGAAUCUGAAGUGGAGAUUAAACAAAGAACCCAGUGAUGAUGAAGCCACAUCAGCUGGCAAUGUAACACCUGCAGGAAAUAAAUAA